AUGAUGGACCACCGUCUCUGCUCAAUCUUGAGCAGGCCCGACGAGCCUACAUCAGAUAGCGAUGAUGGCGUUCCUAAGCCUCGCAAGACCCGAACGAUACGGGACAUUCGAGAUUAUGCAUCAUCCGCGGCACCUGCGUCUGCGAUCGACAAUCCUCCCGGAGAAGAAGUCUUCGAGAGGUACCUCAAGCGGCAAAGGCGUCAUACAAUUUCCACAUUCGACGAGGCGAUCCAGGAAGUACGGAUUCGCACGACACCAGGCGGCCGACGGAAGAAACUGAUGGGUCCCGGCCUUGCCUCUUUCUUAUCGCUCACCGCAGCCCAGGCGCAGGUUCGCAAAUGGCUGUAUGCAGCCUAUGUGUACCUGGUGUCCCUGGCAAUCAUCUUUGGGCCCAUCCGAAAGUACGUGGCCGAGCGAGCCCUUCAAGGACAAGAUCCCUUUGGAUGGGCUCUCGGAUAUCUUCUGGGCAAUCUAUCAGGGUUCCGAUUCUGGGUGCUUAUGCUGAACCUUGAGUACUGGAUUCAGCUUGCACCACGCCCGGACUCAGCCGAUGAGGGCGUGUACUGUUGGCUCGGCCGGGUAGAACACCUGCGCCAAACUAGUCUUGGACCAGCGAACAGUCGCCUGCUGAUUACUCUUUAUUGCGUUUUGGUUCUCGCGACCGGCCUAGCCGUGGUUUUUCAGCUCAGCUCGGUCGCCGAGGUUGAUACCCGACGUAAAGUCUUCCACGGGACUAUGGUACUGAUGUUUCUUCCUACGGUGUUCGUCGACCCAGCCUUUUGCGCGUUGGCUUUAGCUUUGGUUCUUGCCGUUUUCCUCUUACUAGAUCUUUUUCGCGCGUCCCAGCUUCCUCCUAUCUCCCGCCCGCUAACGAACUUCCUGGCUCCCUAUGUGGAUGGCCGUGACCACCGCGGCCCCGUCAUCAUCUCACAUAUCUUUCUGCUGAUCGGAUGUUCCAUCCCGUUGUGGCUCUCAUUAUCCGAUCUCCCUCGGACUGGUGACGGGCCCUGGGUAGGAUGGGAUGUGCCUUCUCGUGAUGUCAGCAUGGUUAGUGGCGUGAUCUGUGUGGGAAUGGGAGACGCAGCGGCAUCGCUGGUGGGCCGCCGGUACGGUCGGCUGAAAUGGUUCUGGGGGGGAGGGAAGUCGCUGGAAGGCAGCGUGGCCUUUGCAUUGGCGGUAACCUUCGGUUUGCUCGUCGUUCGUGGGUGGCUGGUGGUGGGAGGAUGGCCGGUGACAGGCACCGAAUCAGCCGGAGAACCGGCGUCCACCGUUCGCUUCUGGGUAUGGACUAGCUGUAAAGCCGUGUUAGCCGCAGGAGGAACUAGCGCCACCGAGGCGAUCCUCACUGGCUGUAACGAUAACGUUGUGGUGCCAGUUGUCUUGUGGCUGCUGGUGCGGGGUUUGGGUGUUUGA
Penicillium maclennaniae is the source of this 1413-nucleotide messenger RNA. RefSeq lists its product as uncharacterized. Gene Ontology annotation, biological process: dolichyl monophosphate biosynthetic process. The record is from RefSeq and is a predicted model, not a curated record. Gene Ontology annotation, molecular function: dolichol kinase activity. Gene Ontology annotation, cellular component: endoplasmic reticulum membrane. Bases 1 to 1413 code for a protein of 470 amino acids. The transcript has a single exon. NCBI's taxonomy places the organism in Eukaryota, Fungi, Ascomycota, Eurotiomycetes, Eurotiales, Aspergillaceae.